UCUUGCUCACAUCACAAAAAAAAACAAAUAUCACAUAUCGCGAAUGCAAACAGCUGAUAAUACCGACAUAUAAAAUUUCAUCUCAUAGUGAAAGGCGCAUGUGAGAUGUCACGUGUGUUUACGAAAGCAUUAAGCAACAGUCUCUCGUGGUAUUGCAUAGGUAUCACUUUCAAUCUUUCACUGUGAAAGUAUUAUUGUUUUCAUCAGAAAUAGACAGUCGUCUUUAACUUACUAAGACUUACUUAUACUAUCAUAUUUGAUUGUCAGAUACAGAUAUUAAUGAACAACAUGGCACCCAAGAAUGCUAACUAUAUUGUUUGGAUUGAUAUGGAGAUGACUGGACUUGAAGUAGACAAGGAUCAUAUAUUAGAAAUUGCUUGUAUUAUAACAGAUAAUAAAUUAAAUAUCAUUAGCGAGGAACUGAAUAUUGUAAUACAUCAGUCAGAUGAGAUAUUAGAAAAUAUGAAUGAAUGGUGUAAAGAAAACCACAAAAGGACGGGUUUAAUUGAGAGCUCUCGCUCGAGUACAGUUUCAUUGGAAGAGGCUGAAAAAACAGUACUUGACUUUUUAAAAAAGUACAUUCAGGAACGUACAUGUCCAUUAGCUGGAAAUUCGAUCUACAUGGAUCGUUUCUUUCUGUACAAACACAUGCCAUUAAUUAACAAUUUCUUGCACUACAAGAUUAUCGAUGUUAGUACAGUUAAGGAACUUACUAGAAGGUGGAAUCCGAAUGUACAUAAUUCAGCGCCAAAAAAGAAACUAAACCAUAGAGCUCUGGAUGAUAUAAAGGAGAGCAUUACCGAGCUAAGACAUUAUAAAAAUCACUUGUUUAAGUUAUAAUUUUAAGUAUAUUUAGUAUUUUAUUUUUUAUAUUUAUAUAAGAUAAUUUGUCACGUGAUGAUUUUAACUAAUACUUUUAUAUUUUAAAAACUUCGAUCAUGUAUUUGUCAAUGUAAAAGAGUAAAAGAGUAAUGCUAGCCUAAUGCUGUUUAAUUUAGAAGAUUUGUAAAUUGCGGAUGAAUGUGGAUUAAGAUGUAAAAAAUAAAAAAAAACGUAAUAAAAUGUA
Molecule: messenger RNA, 1066 nt
Organism: Wasmannia auropunctata (little fire ant)
Lineage: Eukaryota; Metazoa; Arthropoda; Insecta; Hymenoptera; Formicidae
Product: probable oligoribonuclease
Exons: 5
Coding region: 280-840 (186 amino acids)
Cellular component (GO): mitochondrion
Molecular function (GO): nucleic acid binding; 3'-5'-RNA exonuclease activity
Source: RefSeq, a predicted model, not a curated record